UUUAUUCGAUCCGAAAGUACAUAUAUCAAAGAGAUCUUUCUCUCUGCUUUUCUUCAUAUUGUGACCCAUUGUCAAAUUGGAGAAUAGUCCUGAUUGGCGGUAUUUGCGGAUCUGUCUGAUGGAUCGAAGAACUAGUGCGACUGCGCUGAUGAGCGUGAACAUCCACGAUCCAUGUGCAUGUCUAACCUGUACAUUCUAAGUAUAUUUUAUUGUCUUCAGUAUAUUUUGAAUUAAUUUUUUGCAAUGGGGAAGCAAAAGCGACAGCGACAUAAGUCUCACAAGGAAAAUCCUACUGGAUUACCCUCCGUCAAAGAGUUCGAAUUGAAUGAGGAAUUUAUGGAGGGUGCCAGGGAAAAGGUUUUGCAGAAUGCUUAUGGAGAUGUUCAAUCGUGUCAUCUUGAGGAGAAGUUGUCUGCUUUGCAAAUAUUGGCAUCAAUGUCAUGCGAUUCCUCUAUGGCCAAGCAGAUUGCUAAGGAUGGAAUAGCAAAAAUAAUUGGACCACUAUUGAUGGAUCAUAAUGCUGCUAUACGAGCUAAUACUGCACAAACUUUGAGGGAUAUUGCUGAAAAUGGUGGAGAAGAUGCAUAUACUGAUUUAAUUAAGGAUGACAUUAUGACUCCACUGAUUGCAUUAUUGAAAGAGUAUUCAGAUUGGGAACCAAAAAAAACAGGAGAUGAGAAAGAGACAUUUGUUCAAGCAGUUGAUUUGUUGCGAAUAUUAUGUGCAAAUAAUGAGAGUGCACUCAAAUGUGUUAAUGAUGAGGAUUUAGCAUUGCUCUUAACCAAGUUUUUAGAUAUUAAUAUUUAUGGAAUGGAAAUUGUUACAAUUACUAUACAAUGCAUGAUAUGUCUAUCGGAUGAGAAUGACACUGCCAUUAAGAAAAUCAAAGAGAUUGAAUCAAUUUUAUUCAAUCUGCUGGACUUGAAAACGGACGAUGAAAAAACUGCUUCCAAAGUACUAGCCCUAAGAACUUGUGUAGCUAAUCUAUUAAUUAAUAUAAAUAAUUAUGCAGAUAGUAAUCAGAUACAUGUAUUUUGCAAAGUGUUAUCAGUACUUUCUGAAGUACUUGCUGUUGAUCAUAGACAAGCGCUAUCUUGCUUAACAUCUAUUUUACCUCAUGAAAAUAACGCUGUCUCAAACGAUAAAAGAAAAAAGAUAUAUGAAAGUAAAAAGAUGUUGGAGUUGCAAGAACAAGCCUUGCAGAUUUUAGCAAAUUUAUGCUAUGAAGACGAAGACAGUGAAAUCGAUUCUGACAUUGAUACUUCUGAGAUAAUGGAGAUAGUAGAGUCUGAAUGUUUGGACGAUGAUUCUAUGGAUGACAAUUUGAAAAUGACGUCGACGUUUCCAGUAGAGCUAGUUGAAAUUGUAAACAAUGGUAACUUAAUCGAUAAAAUUUGGGAUAAGACUGUCCUCAUAGUAGAUAAAGAUGUGCAGGAAAUACUGAAUCAAACCGCGGAAGGUAAAGAUAUAGUGAAACAGAGUCAUGAUAUUCGAUGUGCAGCUUAUUUAUGUCUAAACAAUUUAUUACCCAACAUAGAAAUUGAAGUUUUUGGUGGCGUUGAUAAUUUGUACAGAAAAUGGCUGGAAAUCGGGACGGUUAUAUUUAAAGACGUUACUUCGAAUGAUAUAGAACUUUUGGAAGCAGCUACUGCCGCCAUGAGAGCCAUUCUUCAACAGUUGGCCGAGGUGCGGGCAAACGUCUUUAAACAGUUAACCAUUGACGACGUUCAGCCGAUGUUAAACGGCGCACGUCAAUGUUCCAACGUGAGUGUCCGAGUUAAUUUGAUAAGGAUGCUCUGCAAUUUGGUACAGAUCCUGAUGAAUAAUAAAAACUCUGAGGAUCACGAAAUGAUAAAGUUUAUUUCCACGUUCUUAUUGAACAUCUGUACAACGGAGACUCAAGCGUGGGUUAUGGCGGAAUCUAUAGACGCACUUAUGGACAUAUAUGCAGAGGAUGAGACCGAUUGUUUAGCAGCAGAAAUCGAAUUGGUGCCAAAACUGCUAUCUUUAAUACCACAUUUUAAAAGCAAAGUGCGACAACAGAAAAAACAGUUAAAAGACAGCAUGUCAGUAGUAUCGACUGUAAAUGCAAACUUAACAAGGUUUAUAAAAUAUAAACAGAAGCAAAUAAGAAAUCUUAGGCAAAAGAGUUGAACAAAACUGUUAAAUGAUUAUUUAACGAAAAAUGAACUAUAUAGAUCAUGAGAUUGGAGAUAUUUUUACAAUAAAUAAUUUAUAAAGCA
Molecule: messenger RNA, 2243 nt
Organism: Cataglyphis hispanica
Lineage: Eukaryota; Metazoa; Arthropoda; Insecta; Hymenoptera; Formicidae
Product: HEAT repeat-containing protein 3
Exons: 6
Coding region: 244-2154 (636 amino acids)
Biological process (GO): protein import into nucleus; ribosomal large subunit biogenesis
Source: RefSeq, a predicted model, not a curated record